AUGUCUAGCCGCUUCGUUUCUGGCGGGACGAUAAGCGGAGAAGGGUCGAAGGACGAGAGCGGACACGAGGUUGUUGCCGCGGCAAGGGAGCCGCUCGCGAAGAAGAGCGUUGAGUGGGAGACGGUGCAGCAUGAGCUUGAUGAGGAGAGGAAGCGGAGAGAGCAGGCGAGGGCGGAGUUGGCGGAGGGGGGACAGCAGAGCUUGUAUGAUAUACUGCAGGCGAAUAAAGCGGCCAAGCAGGCGGCUUUUGAAGAACAGAACAAGCUCAAGAAUCAGUUCCGGGCGCUGGACGACGACGAGAUUGAGUUUCUGGACGAGGUUCGGGCGAAGGAGAGGGCGGAGGAGGAGCGGGCUCGGAGGGAGGUUGAGGAGGGAUUGAAGGCGUUUCGGACGAGGCAGAAGAGCACUGGGGGCGGCGAGACUUCGGGGCCGGCAAGGGUGGAUGGGGGAGGGGAGGAGGAGGAGGAGUGGGCGGUUGGUGGGAGGAAGAGGAAGAGGCACGAGAGGGAGGUGUUGGGGGUGAAGAAGAAGAGGAAGAAGAGUGAGAGUGAGAGUGUGGGUAAGAAGGAGAAGGAGAAGGAAAGGGAGCCUCCCAAGGAAGAGAAGAAGACGAGUCUGGGGCUUGUGGCAUAUGAUUCAGACAGCGAUGGUGACGAUGAUGAUUAA
Trichoderma virens Gv29-8 is the source of this 666-nucleotide messenger RNA. RefSeq lists its product as uncharacterized. The transcript has 3 exons. Gene Ontology annotation, cellular component: nucleus. The record is from RefSeq and is a predicted model, not a curated record. Lineage: Eukaryota; Fungi; Ascomycota; Sordariomycetes; Hypocreales; Hypocreaceae. Bases 1 to 666 code for a protein of 221 amino acids.